AUUUCCCCCUUUUUCAUCAGCUUACCAGAACGAUUACGAUAUGUCGUCGAUUGGUGAUCUCCUUGUCCGCCGCGGGGCGGAGAUGAUUUCCGCGCGGCUUCAGUCUCGUCAAGAGCCAGAGCUGAUCCAUGGUUGGCUGGGCCUCGCGAUCCUCAUUUUGACGGGGUUUGCGUUUGUUUUUAUGAUAUUCUGGGUCGAGUACACGUGCACCCAUGUGAUUGCCGCUCUGGCCGCUGUUGAAGUCUCCGACCCCCACGCCUAUAUUCGCCUCGACAGCGAAAACACCCCAGACAAUAGUCUCGGGGAAGAGUCCAAACCCAUUACUAGCGGGCUUCGUUCAGCCGUCAAACACCUCCGCGCCCGCGGUGGGGGCAGCAUCUGGUCGACCUUCCGAGCAUUCCGCAUGUUUCUCGCAUUCACGGGCUUCAAGAUGGUCGUCGGUGUUGUAGUCGGGGCAUUGGGUGCCACUGCUAUCCCGAUCGACUCCGUGAUCCCGUCAAUGCUAAGCCAAUUCGUCUCAAGCAUGCUCUCGGCAACCUGGCAGAUGGCCUGGGUGCACCUCGUCAUCGCGGAUAAAUCGCCUCGGAGCUCCUACCGCCGCAAACUGGGGCUGCAUCACUGGCCGAGAAUUGCACCCGCAGCGGCGCUGUAUAGUGGCCUGAUGUGUGUUACCUUCUCGCUGCCAGCGCAUGCUGCUGCGCGGCUCGCAGCUUCGACGUUCCUGGACACGGACGAGUAUACCAAGGGGAUCCUCAAUUUCAUCCUUCCGGGGGUCCUCCCGGCUCUGUUGAUGUUCUUUGUUACCCUCCCGGCCAAGGCUGUUUUUGUCCGUGUGGCCGCUUCGAUGCUCCCCGAGGAGGAUGAGCCGAUUGUCCCCUUCGACCGCGCAUUCGGAGGCAAGGUGCGUGCUACCGGGGAGUUGGGGCUUCUGGAUGCUUGGAAGUCUUUUGGCUGGGCGGCGCGAAAGCGCUAUCUUGUGAUUAUUGUCAAGGCUCUUGCUAUCGAGGCUGCGUUGUGUCUUGUCGCGGUUUUGCUGGUUAUGGGUGAGAUGGCUAUCGUGAUCCGCACCGGUCCUCCGCCGCUCUGAGUCUUGUCAAGUUGCUAUUUCGGGUCUCACUGAGCUUUUGGAGCUUAUUGUGCUUCACGUCAGCAUCUGGGAUGCACGGAAGCGGCUGGCGGUCUUCUGGUGGCUCAAGAUAGGAUGGAGUGACAGGCGUUGGCUCAUGGGCAAUCCGAAGCAUAUAGACCUGCCUAAAAGGACCAAGUUUGGAAGACUUUACAUUUUAUGAUACAGGUUCCGGGGCAUAUAUCCGUUAUACAACACUCUUACAAAGAUGAAACUUGUCUCGUGAUGUCUGAAAUGGCGAAAUGGCGGAAUUUACACCCAAGCCCUAGUCAUAUUCAUCCCUCAUGCACCUUGCACAACCCGAGAUUCUAGGGAACCGAAACUUGAAACUGCACAAGGAAUAGAAUCUGCUAGUGCUGAUGAGGCAUGCUGGUCCUCUGUAGCUGGGUUAAAGAAAGUGUCGAGUCGCCAUAAAAAUGGCAGCAUCAUCAUAAAGGACAGACUCGAGAUCCUAUCUACAUAGAGUGCUCAGGCGCUCAAGGACUAGCUUCAGGCCUAAACCCUAAGGCCGCUUGUUGGUGUGAUUGCGAUGCCGGAAAUCCCGGCAGACAAGAAAGCUUGAAGAGUUGCGCUACCUUGCUAAAGCUUGAUUCCUGGUGUUUUGUUUAGUGAUGCUUUGCUCUGUCUACUGAGGGACCACUAUCGCUGGAUUGGCGGUGAACUAGCUUGACACUGAUGAAAGAGACUUGUACACACCUUAAGUACUAUAGUCUAAGACACUAAGCUAGGGUUCGGCAACAAAGAAAAAGGGACUCAUCUUGGUAAGAAGCCUAGCAAUAAUGGAG
Aspergillus calidoustus is the source of this 1911-nucleotide messenger RNA. Lineage: Eukaryota; Fungi; Ascomycota; Eurotiomycetes; Eurotiales; Aspergillaceae. The record is from the annotation of a GenBank genome assembly.